Pestalotiopsis fici W106-1 is the source of this 723-nucleotide messenger RNA. RefSeq lists its product as uncharacterized. Lineage: Eukaryota; Fungi; Ascomycota; Sordariomycetes; Amphisphaeriales; Sporocadaceae. The record is from RefSeq and is a predicted model, not a curated record. The coding region runs from base 1 to 723 and encodes 240 amino acids. The transcript has a single exon.
AUGUCCAACUUUGACGCCCGUAACGACGCCCUCGAACGGCAGCAAGCCGUCAACGUGGCUUCUAUACAUGGGCCCUUCUGUCCUGGUAAUCUCUGGGACUUGGGAUACCAGCUUGAGUGGAGUUUCGAUGCAGCAGAAGACAUAGACAGUCUCCACGACGCUGUUGCGCUCGCCCAGUCCACUCUCAAGGACAACCCCAACUGGCAAUCCGAACCUGAUCGUUACAUCAUCCUGAGCUAUUUCGGAAGACUCCUGCAUCGCAGUUUCAACGAGACCGGGAAUGCGCUCCACCUCCACACGUCCAUUCACAUGUUCCGGCUGGCCGUUGAUGCUGAUAUCCCGGACAAAGCUCAGCUUGCCUUGAUUUUCAGCACGAUUGGGUGCGUAUUUGGUGCACAAUAUGGCCAGACAAGGAAUUUGGACGACCUCCAACAGGGUCUGGACAUGUCGGUUCAAGCGGUGGACGUGGUCCCGGAAGACCACCCCACAAGUAGGAUAUUCUGCAGCAAUAUGGGGACGUUUCUCUCACGUCGCUUCCUCGCCACCAGUGACAUCAAAGACUUGGAGGAUGCAGUAGAUGCAGUAUGGCAGGCGUUUAAGAAGAUACCUCGAGGGUACCCUUCUCGAGCCCCGCUGCUUUGGCGGCUGUAUAGGGAGCUGGAAAAGGCUGUGAAUAAGGAGCUGCGAAUAGUUGAUGAUGCAGAGAUAGUCGAGAUUGAGUGA